Messenger RNA from Bombyx mori (domestic silkworm), 2964 nucleotides. RefSeq names its product striatin-interacting protein 1 (gene Strip). The transcript has a single exon. Lineage: Eukaryota; Metazoa; Arthropoda; Insecta; Lepidoptera; Bombycidae. The record is from RefSeq and is a predicted model, not a curated record. Bases 194 to 2650 code for a protein of 818 amino acids. Gene Ontology annotation, cellular component: cytosol. Gene Ontology annotation, biological process: cytoskeleton organization.
AAAAAUAUGUCAAUAAAAAACUGUCAAUUAUCUAGUGCUCUACUUCUAUUCUAUGUUCUGUAAUCUGUAAUUAAUAUGGUAUUGUUUCGAAUUGCUUCAAUUUCGGAUUUAAUAUUAAUGUAUACAUUUUUGGAAAUAUAAAUUAACAUCGCUGAAAUGUUGACUUUAUAAGUUGGAUGACAUUGUAUACAAAAUGGGUACCAACGGCAAUGGUCGUCGCGGAGGUACUAAAUUACCGGAUGUUCGCCGUCCCCUGGAAGAAGGAGAUUGCGUUAACGACAUGGAGAGCCCCGAGCUUGACUUCGUCUACGAUGACUGUGAUACUCAAGCCAACGAAAUUGCUGAAAUAUAUAGUUACACGGAACAUCCCGAAUAUCAGCUAAACGUUAAGGCUUUUGAGGAUAUAAUGGAAGAAUUUAAUCAUCCACCGAGUUGGCAAAGACUAACAAAAAAACAACAACAAACUGUAGUAAUGAUGCUAUUGGAACAUCUCGAUGUAGCUAUCUCCGAAAUUCGUAUGCGUGCUAUUCGUUGCAUUCUCUAUCUGGCCCAAGGGUGCUGGGCAGAAAUGCAAUCGGAUGCCGAACAAGGACAUUGGGCUCGAGUGAACAUUAUGACAUUAUAUGAAAUGGGAACAUUUUCAAUAUUUGUGGAAUUGCUCAACCUCGAGAUUGUUCAUAGUAGCUCAGCUAUAGCUUCAAGAAAAUUGGCAGAAUCGUUAGCUGACUCUACAAACUUGCGAGUGAUACUGACAGUUCUAUAUCUUAUAACUGAAUACAUGAGAACAGAGAAAAACAGCCCAGAUUCUGAGUAUGCACAUCUCGUGAAAAAUUUUACUGAAGAAUUAGGCACACCAUUUGGUGAUGAGUUGUUACCUGUGAAACUAUUAAGUAUGGUUACGCAUUUGUGUGCUGGGACUACACCACACUUUCCAAUGAAGAAAGUUCUCUUACUUUUGUGGAAAGUGUUAUUAGUUUACUUGGGUGGCUCAAAGGAACUAAAAGAAAGAAAAGCAAAGUUGAGGGAGCAGCAUGGGCUCCCUCCCAUCAGUGAAGAUACGUUGGAAGUAAUAAAGGGAAUGAGAGCCAGUUCACCACCUCCAAAUGCUGCAGAUGUGUUAGAAAAUCAAAAUCCUAGUCAAAGAAAAGUAAAGGAAAAUGAAAGAGCCCUGAGGAGACAAACAUUUACUAAACAGACUUCUCUAGAUGAAACUGAUGAACAAAUAUUUGUUGACAAAGAAGACACUGGAAAUGGAUCUGAAGAUUAUCCUAUGGAGUUUCAGUCAAUGUCAAGUGACAAUCAGCAAGGUGAAAAUAGCCAAAAUUGUCCAUAUUAUGUAUACUUUAAACAGUUGGAUAGUCCACCACCCCCACCGCCACUACCCCGUAGUCUGCCAUGGCAGUCAAAGGUUCGUCAAAAAGAUAUUGAUAUGUUUCUAGAUAAUGUCCGCAUUAAGUUUGUAGGCUAUUCUUUACCAGGUGAUAGACAAACAAUAGCUGGACUGCCACAGCCCAUCCAUGAGGGUAUUGAGAUAUUAAAGAAACACAUGUACACAAGUCUAUCAGAAAUCCAAGUUGAGAGAGAAAUUGAGAUUGCAUGGAGUCCUCUUACUAGGGGAGAAAAAUAUGUAGAAGAAACUGAAGCAGAAAUUCUAUAUAGAGCUAUGCUACCUAAUUUGCCUCAAUACAUGAUUGCUUUGCUAAAGAUACUCUUGGCUGCAGCUCCCACUUCAACUGCAAAAACAUAUUCUAUUAAUAUUAUGGCUGAUUUGUUACCUGAAGAAAUGCCCAUGACAGUUCUCCAAUCCUUAAAACUAGGCAUAGAUGUAAACAGACACAAAGAAAUUAUUGUGAAAGCUGUCACAGCAAUCCUAUUACUCCUCUUGAAGCAUUUUAAACUAAAUCAUGUCUACCAAUUUGAAUUUAUGUCACAACAUUUAGUUUAUGCAAACUGUAUGCCGCUGGUUCUCAAGUUCUUCAAUCAAAACAUACUGUCUUAUGUAGGAGCCAAGAAUUCCAUCCCAAUAUUUGAUUUCCCUGCUUGUGUUAUUGGUGAACAACCAGAAUUAACUAAGGAAUAUUUAGACAUUGGAGAUUCCUCUGUUCCAUAUUCGUGGAGAAAUGUAUUCUCAUGCAUAAACUUAUUGAGAAUUUUGAAUAAAUUAACAAAAUGGAAGAAUGCUAGGAUCAUGAUGCUAGUUGUAUUCAAAAGCGCACCAAUUUUGAAAAGAACAUUAAAAGUAAGACAUGCCUUGAUGCAGUUUUAUGUACUGAAAUUACUAAAAAUGCAAACUAAAUAUUUAGGAAGACAGUGGCGAAAAACAAACAUGAAAACAAUAAGCGCAAUAUAUUCAAAAGUUCGUCAUCGAUUAAAUGAUGAUUGGGCAUUUGGAAAUGAUGUAGAUGCAAGACCUUGGGACUUUCAAAGUGAGGAAUGUGCAUUAAGAAUCAGUGUAGACAGAUUCAACCACAGGAGAUAUGGUACAGGUACAGAACAAGAAAUUGAUCUGACUCCCUUGGACACAGACAUAAACAGUGUCCUGGAGAGUAACAUAGAGUUAGAUGAAGAGUUCAAAGAGAAUUAUGAAUUGUGGCUCGAACAAGAAGUCUAUAAUAAUGAGAUCAACUGGGAUGUCUUAUUAUCUACAUAGAGUUUAAUCUUUUUGGCCAAUAGAGGCAAGUACAUGGUUUGGCUUGCAAGUUGAGAAAUGGUUGUACUUUCUGUAUUAUCUGUUAUUGCUACGAGAGAUAGGCAAAAUGAGAAUGCUACUAUUACUGAUAGAUUAUAGGGGAGUAGUAAUAGCCCGAGACCUGGGUCACAUAAUUGAAUCUACUUAAUUUUUAAUUGGCUAGACUAUUAUCAUAUAAAAACUCUCUUUAAGAACAAAUAAAAACAUAAAAUGUAGACCUUUGACAAUUUUGAUGUUAAAUUAUAUUAUUAAAUAUAUGCAAUAUGUAAAAUUAA